AUGGCGACCUGGGAACAGAAGGAUGGCCCUCUCUCCGAGACGAUGCAGACGAAGGAGGAGUUUUCGGACCAGACUGGUGAUAUCAUCGAGACCGAUCCACACAAUAAGCUACACCGUGGACUGAAAUCUCGACACAUUACUAUGAUUGCCAUCGGUGGCGCAAUUGGAACUGGUUUAAUUAUUGGUACUGGAGCUGCUCUUGCAAGGGCUGGUCCCGGAUCUGUCUUUAUCUCUUAUCUUAUCGUUGGUUUUGUCGUCUGGAUUGUUAUGAGUGCUCUCGGUGAAAUGGCCGCAUGGCUUCCACUUGCCAGUGGAUUUACCGGAUAUGCCGUGAGAUUCUGCGACCCUGCUCUAGGUUUUGCGUUAGGAUACUCUUACUAUUGCAAGUACAUUAUCAUCACACCGAAUCAGUUAACGGCAGCCGCACUAGUCAUAUCAUAUUGGGUUAAACGAGACGUUGUUAACCCAGGUGUAUGGAUCACAAUCUUCUUGAUCCUGAUCGUUAGCAUCAAUUACUUCGGUAUCAAGUUCUUUGGUGAAUUCGAGUUCUGGCUCUCCUCGUUCAAGGUCGUUAUCAUCCUCGGAAUCAUGCUAUUGACCUUUAUUUUGGCUCUCGGCGGUGGCCCAGACCACGACAGGAAAGGGUUCCGAUACUGGAAGGAUCCGGGAGCUUUCAAUACAUACAUCAAAGGCGGCUCAGCUGGCCGAUUCCUUGCCUUCUGGUCUACGAUGGUUCAGGCUACGUUCGCAUACCUCGGAACCGAGCUUGUCGGUGUGACCGUUGGAGAAGCCCAGAACCCUAGGAAGACGAUCCCUCGCGCCAUCAAGUUGACCUUCUACCGAAUCUUGUUCUUCUACUGUCUCAGUAUCCUCUUCCUUGGAAUGGUCGUUCCAUUCAACCACCCAGACCUCCUCUUCGCAAACAAGUCCUCGAACAGUGCCAGUGCUUCUCCAUUUGUCGUCGCCAUCCAGAUUGCCGGAAUCAAGGUCCUACCUUCGAUCUUUAACGGCUGUAUCCUGAUCUUCGUCUUCUCCGCAGCCAACUCCGAUCUCUACAUCGCAACCCGAACCAUCUAUGGCUUGGCUCGAGAGGGUAAGGCCCCUGCCAUCCUCGCAAGGACCAACCGCAGCGGAGUCCCCAUCUAUGCGCUCGCCCUUUCGACUUGUUUUGCCCUGUUGGCAUACUUGAACGUCUCUGAUGACUCCAAGGUUGUGUUCGGCUACUUCGUCAACCUGGUCACCAUGUUCGGUCUCCUCUCCUGGAUCUCUAUCCUGGUAACCCACAUCUACUUCGUGCGUGCCCGCAGAGCUCAAAACGUGCCAGAGACCUCUCUUGCAUUCAAGGCCCCAUUGGGCCUGGCCGGAAGUUAUGGUGCAUGCGCAUUCUGCAUCCUCAUCGCUAUCACCAAGAGUUUCAACGUCUUUGUUCCCAGCCCCAAGACCUACGGAAACUUCGACUACAAGAAUUUCAUCACCUCCUACCUUGGUCUCCCCGUCUUCCUUAUCCUCCUCUUUGGAUACAAAUUCUAUACGAAGUGCAAGGGCGUUAAGCCCGAAGAGGCUGACCUCUGGAGCGGCAAGGAAGAGAUUGACCGUGAAGAGGCAGAGUUCCUUGCCCAGGAGACACUUAAGAGGGAGCAGAAUGGUGAUGCUGGCUGGUUCUACAGGACCUUCGUAUCUUGGCUAUUCUAG
Arthroderma uncinatum is the source of this 1692-nucleotide messenger RNA. Its product is annotated as dicarboxylic amino acid permease. The transcript has 4 exons. Gene Ontology annotation, molecular function: amino acid transmembrane transporter activity. NCBI's taxonomy places the organism in Eukaryota, Fungi, Ascomycota, Eurotiomycetes, Onygenales, Arthrodermataceae. Gene Ontology annotation, cellular component: membrane. Bases 1 to 1692 code for a protein of 563 amino acids. The record is from RefSeq and is a predicted model, not a curated record. Gene Ontology annotation, biological process: amino acid transmembrane transport.